Arabidopsis lyrata subsp. lyrata is the source of this 705-nucleotide messenger RNA. RefSeq names its product aspartic proteinase-like protein 2. Lineage: Eukaryota; Viridiplantae; Streptophyta; Magnoliopsida; Brassicales; Brassicaceae. Gene Ontology annotation, molecular function: aspartic-type endopeptidase activity. The transcript has 5 exons. Gene Ontology annotation, biological process: proteolysis. The record is from RefSeq and is a predicted model, not a curated record.
AUGGUUCUACGUGAUACCGUAAUCCGUAUCAUGUUCUUGAACCUUUUGAAAGUCAAUCCUAAGUUUCUUCACCUCACUUUUGACUCCACUGUGUCACAAAACAACAAUAAUAGACGGUUGAUCAUCGUUGCCAUCUUUGUUAUGGUAUGGGGAUACGAGUACGAGGGGACGGUUCGUCCAUUGAAGAGGAUGAUUCCGCCGAGCCAUGAACUCGAUCUUACUCAGCUUGGGGCAUUUGAUUCUGCUCGGCAUGGAAGGAUGUUACAGUCUCAUGUCCAUGGAGCCUUCAGUUUUCCGGUUGAAAGAGGCACAAAUCCGAUUUCCAGGAUUUACUACACGACAUUACAAAUUGGGACACCGCCAAGAGAGUUCAAUGUGGUAAUUGACACCGGAAGUGAUGUUUUAUGGGUUAGCUGCAUUUCUUGCGUCGGUUGCCCUCUUCAGAAUGUUACUUUCUUUGAUCCUGGAGCCUCAUCCUCAGCUGUAAAGCUGGCAUGUUCUGACAAGAGGUGUUUCUCGGAUCUACAUAAGAAAUCUGGUUGUUCUCCACUUGAGUACAAGGUGGAGUACAGUGAUGGAAGUUUCACCUCCGGCUACUACAUCUCAGAUCUCAUUUCCUUUGAGACAGUUAUGUCCAGUGUAGCAACUUACAUGCUGGACUAAUAUCACUGCCAGAGACAUCGAUACAUGGCAUCGUUGGGUUAG